Molecule: messenger RNA, 2237 nt
Organism: Trifolium pratense (red clover)
Lineage: Eukaryota; Viridiplantae; Streptophyta; Magnoliopsida; Fabales; Fabaceae
Exons: 2
Coding region: 607-1782 (391 amino acids)
Biological process (GO): N-acetylglucosamine metabolic process; protein N-linked glycosylation
Cellular component (GO): membrane
Molecular function (GO): beta-1,4-mannosylglycoprotein 4-beta-N-acetylglucosaminyltransferase activity
Source: RefSeq, a predicted model, not a curated record
ACAGCCAUUACUUAUUCAUCAUCAUCAAAAGCGGCACCGAGAAUUUUAUCAAAUAAAAAAAACAAAAAAAAAACAGCAUAGAAAAGUACUAGGGUUCAAUAUAAUAACAAUUUAAUAAAUUAUAGGAACGACACGACACAAGAGAACAGAACAGAAGAGAGAGAAAAUUGUAAAAGCAUCGAUAUUUUCAUUUUCUGUAACGGAACAUUUUUGAGUUGGUUUGUUCAUAACUGUGUAGAGACGAAAACUGCCACUCAUUUUUACAAAGAGACAGAACACAAAGGUUACUUACAACGUUAACGUCGUUGAUUCUUCCGCCGAAUUUUUUUUAUCUUCUUCUCAAAAAAUUAUCUAUAAACUUUCUUUUUUCUUCUUCUUUUUCUUUUUAACUUAAUUUUAAAAGCGCGUUUAGAAAGAACGCACGUUUUGUGUUUCUUUGCUUAUCUACUAAGAUUUCGAUUGAAAAGUGAUUUGAUUAAUCGCCGAUCUACGUGUGUUAAUCGACAUUUCUUUUUGUGGUUACUGAGGAUCGGUGGUUUCAUCGAUCGAUCUGGUUUUGAUUGAUUGAUUUCCCCCCUUUUGGAGUGAGAAAACCUAGACGCGAAAAUGUGGUGGAUGAUGGCGGAAAACGGUGGAAAUUACUGUUCUAAGAAGAGUGAUGAUUUGUGUAGCAAUGUUUGUGGCCAGGAAUCAAGUCAAGUAUCGGGCAUGUCAAGAAUCCGCUGCAUUUUGCGCGGUUUGGAUGUGAAAACCUACAUAUUCCUGUUUGCAUUUGUUCCAAUGUGCAUCUUUGGAAUAUAUAUACAUGGACAGAAAAUCUCUUACUUUCUGCGGCCACUAUGGGAAAAACCACCUAAGCCUUUCAAUGUUAUCCCUCAUUACUAUAACGACAAUGUUACCAUGGAGAAUCUAUGUAGACUUCAUGGCUGGGGAGUUCGUGAGUAUCCAAGGCGUGUUUAUGAUGCUGUGUUGUUUAGUAAUGAGAUUGAAAUACUUACCUUGCGUUGGCAAGAAUUGUACCCCUACAUAACUGAAUUUGUGCUCCUCGAGUCAAACUCUACAUUUACUGGAUUGCCUAAGCCUCUAGUUUUCAGCGGUAAUAGGGACCAGUUCAAAUUUGUUGAACCCCGGUUAACUUAUGGGACUAUUGGUGGGAGAUUUAAGAAAGGAGAAAACCCGUUUGUUGAGGAAGCAUAUCAGCGUGUAGCAUUGGAUCAACUCCUUAAGAUUGCUGGUAUUACAGAUGAUGACUUGUUGAUUAUGUCUGAUGUGGACGAGAUACCAAGUGCUCACACUAUUAACCUCUUGAGAUGGUGCGAUGAAGUACCUUCUGUCUUGCAUCUACAGCUGAAGAAUUAUCUUUAUUCGUUUGAGUUUCUUCUGGAUGAUAAGAGCUGGAGGGCUUCGGUUCACAGGUAUCAGUCGGGAAAGACAAGAUAUGCACAUUAUCGCCAGUCUGACAUUAUGUUGGCAGAUGCUGGUUGGCAUUGUAGCUUCUGCUUCCGACGUAUCAGUGAUUUCAUUUUUAAGAUGAAAGCUUACAGCCAUUAUGAUAGAGUUAGGUUCUCUCACUAUCUAAAUCCUGACAGAAUUCAGAAAGUAAUCUGCGAAGGGUCUGAUCUAUUUGACAUGCUGCCUGAGGAGUACACUUUCAAGGAGAUCAUCGGUAAAAUGGGCCCAAUACCCCAUUCAUAUUCUGCAGUUCACCUUCCUGCUUUCCUUCUAGAAAAUGCAGAGAAGUAUAAAUUUCUCUUGCCUGGAAAUUGUAUGAGAGAGAGAUGAUAUGAGAAAAUCAUUUAAAGGUACAGGCUUUUUGUUAAGUUUGUUGCUUGUGCUACUCAAGUGGUUCUUUGUAGGAGUUUUUCACCGAGGUUGUGAUGAUUGUGUGUGACUCACGCGGGGCAAUAUUAUUGUCCAGUGAGAUAUUCUUUGGGAAAUUCAUUGAGUUCUUCAGACAAAUUCUUUGAUCUAGAGGGAAUUUCUGUAUAUAAUUUAGAGUUGAACUUCAUUCAAAGGGGAGCAGCAUCUAUUCUAACCAGCGAUUGGAAGUGCCGCUUGCCUUUGUGAACUUCUGUGUUUAUUUGGUAUCAGUGUGGCUGAUACCCAGAUAUACAGUAGAGUAGUUUAAAAUUCUCCAUCUUUUUCCUGUUUUUGGGAAGUUUUGUUUUGCAGACCCAUUUUUAUUCUUAUUAUUCUUUGUCUAUGCUAAAUAUGUCUAAUUUUGGUUGCUUGGUCCA